GUGGGGUGGAAAACAAGGCGUCUGAACCGGGGCCCCCGCUUUACUUAAACCGGAGGGCAUCGGAGGAGCUCUUUCGUCGCCCUACGCCGAGAAAAGAGGCUGCUGUGCCUUUAAGAGCCGCCCGGUGCGCAAGGCAAGCAGCUCCGGACUGUGAGAAGCUUUUUUUUAAGCGGCUUUGCAAUAAAAUAAAAUAAAAUAAGCCAAGCGGGCGCUCUCGCUUUCUCGGCCGCCCUUGCUGGAUCUCCACCGGGGCAUCCGCCAGAGAUGGAGGAGCGACUCAAUUGGCCGUGACGUGACGUGACGGGAGUCGCCAUUCGCGUGGAAUUGUUUUUUUUGCACGGUUUGGAAGACGCGGCAUCAAGCGAGGUGUUCUGUUGCUUCAAAGGAAAGGGGCGGAGCUAGGAGAAGCCCUUCUUAAUCCCAACAUCCUGGCCAGAACCAUGCCAUAGAGCUCAAGGCCUCUCCCAGCACAUCAUCCAGGAGUGUUGCCCAAUAGAGGUGUGAGCAGCUGGUGGGACCAUGCCACACCACCGAGACUGUCUCCGGUUACUGGCUGCUUCCUGCCUCACCUUCCUCUUCCUCACGUUCACCGCCUCUUACAAGCCUGUCAUCGUUGUCCAUGGCCUGUUUGACAGUCCUUCUGACUUCCAGCUCUUGCUUAAUUUCAUCAAUGAGACUCAUCCAGGAACCAACGUUUCAGUUGUGGAUUUGUUUGACCGAACAGAAAGCUUGAAAUCUCUAUGGAUGCAAGUGGAGGGGUUCAGACAAGCGAUUUACCCUAUUAUGCAGAAUGCUGUUGAUGGAGUCCACCUUUACUGCUACUCACAAGGAGGGCUCAUUUGUCGUGCUCUGCUCUCUACGAUGCCCGACCACAAUGUGGACACAUUCAUCUCUCUCUCCUCCCCACAAAUGGGGCAAUAUGGAGACACCAAGUACUUGAAGUGGCUCUUUCCACACUACAUGAAAAGCAAUCUGUAUCGCAUCUGCUACACACAGCUGGGCCAAGAUAUCUCUAUCUGUAACUACUGGAAUGACCCACACCAUCGAGAUCUUUACCUCAACAAUAGCAAUUUCUUGGCCGUGUUGAAUGACGAAAGAUUUCACCCCAAUGCAAGUGCGUGGAAGAGAAACCUUUUGCGCAUUCGCAAGCUGAUUCUGAUCGGCGGCCCAGAUGACGGGGUCGUCAUGCCCUGGGAAUCCAGUAUGUUUGCCUUCUAUGACGAUAACGAGACGGUGAAGGAGAUGACAUCUCAGCCGGUCUACCUCCUCGACACGUUUGGCUUGAAGACUCUGCACGCACGUGGCGACAUUGUUUUCUGUAAAAUGGCCAAUGUUUCUCAUACGACCUGGCACUCCAACCGCACCGUCUAUGACACUUGCGUUGCCAAAUGGUUGACGUAGCUGGCCAAGCCUGGGAAAAGGAAGAGGAAGAGAGAGAGAGAGUCCAAAAACUCUGAGCGGUGUUCUCUGACCUCAACUUGGCAUUUCUCCUCCCACAGAGGGGAAAAAAAUAUCAUCUGCCUGUAACUUUUCUAGGAAUGUAUUUCUUUCUCCCCCACAGCAAAAAGAACUUUUUCCCUGCAAGACACUUUGGUAGAAGUCAGUAGCAAAUUUGGGUGCUCAAAGAUGCUGCGUGGAAGGCCUCAAAUGAACUGGAUCCUUAGUCCAUUUUUUUGUGGCUAAGCUACAAGACAAACAGACAAAAAAGAAGACCCAUAAAUGGAUUACAGUUACAUGUAAUGAAAUAUACCCCAAAGUCAUAUUUUCUAGUAGCCAGCCUAUGGCAGAAACAUGGCAACUGUGAGAAUUGGAGGUAUUUAUCCUUUUUAGGUUUCAACUCUGGUGUUUAGUGUCAUUUGAUUCCCAGUUUGGAAAUGUUUCAGUUGCGUAGAUUAUAUUUUUUGUAUUAUAAUAAUGCCACAGCUACCCAGGACCGGGUUUAAAAGAGACUAGCCCAACAUUUGUGAGAACAAAUUCAGGGGGAAAAAAUCUUACUAUUUAUCCCCUCGGUUAAUUUGAGUUUUGUGAUUCAAUUAUUGCUUUGGCUUUCACCAGAGGGGGAAGAAAAGUACAAGUAAAUGUGUAAACUUUGAUCCAGAAUCCAGUUCCACGCCACUAAAGAAAACCUUCAGUGGAAUGCCAGAAACCCGAAUAACUCAAGAGUUCCAGUGGAAAGCGUAUUUUGUGUGUGUUUCUUUACAUAAUCCAGCUGGAAAUAGCUUAAGGAUCCCUGCCUCCAGUUAUACAUCAAAAUCAAUAUUAUAAAUUAUUUGGACUUUGGAGGGCAGAUUGCAUUGGCGUAUAUUUCUUCUCUCCUUAGAAGCAAAACCUCAGGAUGGCAACAGAAGGCCAAUUUAGAUAAAAUUGUUCAGGAUCUUGCUUUAUUUUUUUUAAAUGUGUAUUUAAGAGUGACUAGCCAUUUUUAAGAGACCAGAACUUUCAAUAAGGCGACCUUUCUCCCUGUUUCUAGAAGCAGAAGCUGCACAGCUUUGCGUGCAAACAGUAUUAAACUCUUACAUUUUUAUCAUGUUACAGUAAGAUGUUUACAUGGACUCGGGUUCAACUUUUAACAUUAGAUCAAGUACGAAGGGGGAAAUGAAUUAAAUUUAAGCUGAGAUUCCAAGGGAGAUGAUAUGAAAUGUGUGUAAAGUAUCUUUUGCCUUCCAGAUGUUUCUGAACUGAAGUCCCCCACAGAUUCUGGGGGCUGCUGUGUUAAAGUUUGCAGCAGAAAUUCAAGUCCAGAAAACACACAGAUUAAACUUCUUUUUAUAUAAAAU
Notechis scutatus (mainland tiger snake) is the source of this 2777-nucleotide messenger RNA. RefSeq names its product palmitoyl-protein thioesterase 2 (gene PPT2). The record is from RefSeq and is a predicted model, not a curated record. Lineage: Eukaryota; Metazoa; Chordata; Lepidosauria; Squamata; Elapidae. Gene Ontology annotation, molecular function: thiolester hydrolase activity. Gene Ontology annotation, cellular component: lysosome.